GGAUUCUUUUUUUUUUUUCAUUUCAAAUAAAAUAAAUGCUUAUGUUACUGAGAUCGAAUUGGAUUACAAUUUCUAAAGAUGAUGUGCAGUCACCAUUUCGGUCGAAACUUAUCCGCAGCAAUCGUCGCGAAACAGAGACAGAGAGCGAUGAUGCUUCACCUUCAGCCUCAUUGGAAUCUGUCACCGGCACCCUCCGUCUCCUACCCGCUCCCUUCGCCCUCAUCAGCUCCAUUCUCCGUCGCUCUUCUCUGGAGACGGAGGAGACCGAAACCAGGAGUCGUCGGAUCUGGUGAGGUGUAUGGUUACGGCACGGUGGACUACGAGCGACGACCCAUCAUCCAAUGGAACGCUCUCUACAAGAAUCUCUCCCUCCAGAAUCCUGACCUUGGCGCCGCCUCCGUUUUGGAUCUCUGGGAAAAACGCGGUCGCAAGCUCACCAAGUGGGAGCUCUGUCGCGUCGUUAAGGAGCUUCGCAAGUACAAGCGUCACUUCCUUGCUCUUCAGGUGUAUGACUGGAUGAGCAACCGAGGCGAAAGAUUCCGAUUGUCUGCCAGCGAUGCCGCGAUUCAGCUCGACCUCAUUGGCAAAGUGCGUGGCAUUUCAUCCGCUGAAGACGUCUUCCUCCGUCUGCCUGACAAUUUUAAGGACAGGAGGGUUUAUGGUGCUCUGCUCAACGCUUACGUCAGGGCUAAGUCCAGAGAGAAAGCCGAAGCCUUGAUCGGACAAAUGCGCGAGAAAGGCUAUGCCAUGCACCCCCUUCCCUUCAAUGUCAUGAUGACUCUCUACAUGAACCUCAGGGAGUAUGAUAAAGUUGAUGCCAUGGUCUCAGAAAUGAAGGAUAAAGGCAUACGCCUCGACAUAUACUCCUAUAACAUCUGGCUCUCCUCCUGUGGAUCCCAAGGAUCCAUUGAGAAAAUGGAACAAGUCUACCAGCAGAUGAAGUCGGAUGUAGCCAUCAAUCCUAACUGGACCACGUUCAGCACCAUGGCCACCAUGUAUAUUAAGAUGGGCGAAACAGAGAAAGCUGAAGAUGCAUUGAGGAAGGUUGAAGCAAGGAUUACAGGUCGGGAUCGAAUACCAUACCAUUACCUCUUGAGUCUGUAUGGAAGCACUGGUAACAAGAAAGAAGUGUACCGGGUGUGGAAUGUUUACAAAUCUGUUUUCCCCAGUAUUCCCAACUUGGGCUACCAUGCCUUGAUCUCGUCUUUGGUUCGAAUCGGAGAUAUUGAAGGAGCUGAGAGAGUAUAUGAGGAAUGGCUUCCGGUCAAGUCAUCUUACGACCCCAGGAUUGCAAAUCUUCUCAUGAGUGCAUAUGUAAAGAAUGACCAGCUAAGUAAAGCUGAGGGCUUUCUCGACCACAUGAUUGAAAUGGGAGGAAAACCGAGUCCAAGUUCGUGGGAGAUUCUCGCUGAAGGGCAUAUCAGAAAAAGGAGGAUUUCUGAGGCUUUGACUUGUCUGAAAGAAGCUUUUGUGGCUGAAGGAUCAAAUAAUUGGAGGCCAAAGGCGUUGACAUUGUCUAGCUUCUUCGAGCUUUGUGAAGAAGAAUCUGAUUUUCCUAGUAAAGAUGCCAUUGUGCAGUUGCUGAGGGAAUCUGGGCAUCUUCAGGAGAAAUCUUAUGAGGCUCUUAUCGGUUUAUCAGCUGUGGAUGAUAUAGUAAAAGGACCAAUCAUGGACGGAGGCGAAACAACAGGGAAUGAAGAGAACAAUGGAAAUCAGAGUGACAGGGAUAAUGAGCUUCUAAAUGAGUUACAAGAUAGUUUGUGAUUACUUGUCUGAAUAUUAUAGGCAAAGGGGUUUUGAAUAUUAACUACCCAAGGUUCUUGGGGAAUCUAUCAAUGAUAAUCAGCCAUGAAGAACUGUGAAAAACUGAGAUAUAUAGUCAGGAGGUUGCAAGGGAAGUGGAAAUUGAGACCAUACUUAAGGAUCACAACUGUGACACACUACCUGUGUUAAUAUUUCUAUUUAUGUUUUGAAUGGAUAUUCUCAUGGAA
Tarenaya hassleriana is the source of this 1991-nucleotide messenger RNA. Its product is annotated as pentatricopeptide repeat-containing protein At1g02150. Gene Ontology annotation, cellular component: mitochondrion. Gene Ontology annotation, molecular function: protein binding. The transcript has 3 exons. Lineage: Eukaryota; Viridiplantae; Streptophyta; Magnoliopsida; Brassicales; Cleomaceae. Bases 79 to 1764 code for a protein of 561 amino acids. The record is from RefSeq and is a predicted model, not a curated record.